Molecule: messenger RNA, 6566 nt
Organism: Gasterosteus aculeatus aculeatus (three-spined stickleback)
Lineage: Eukaryota; Metazoa; Chordata; Actinopteri; Perciformes; Gasterosteidae
Source: RefSeq, a predicted model, not a curated record
CCCCAUUGGCGGACAGCUGUCCUGGUUACUUACCAACACCACUGACUGGCCACAUGAGAAAAAAUGAAAAGUCGUUCAUUUCAAUGUUAAUGCCGAACAAAGUAUAGUUUCACAAGACCAGUAACCUUGGUCUCUCCUCGCUGCUCCCUCCGCAGCGGUAUUCAAACCCAACACCGAUUUCAAUGAAAUCUUCGCAGCAUCACUGGCCUCCUGCACAAUAUGGGAUACGGUUAGUAUCAUAGGAACAGCACUGUCUGCGGCCGCACGAUGGAUAACGAGGAGAGUAAGAAGUGUCGAGGAGAGAAGAUCUCUGCUGUGGACACCACCCUGGAUGAAUAUUUAAUCGCCCUCCAGCAUAAAAACAGGAUCCUGAAGCGCCUUCAAGUCAAGGACUCCAGGGAGAUCGAGUUGGAACAGCUCGAGCAAGGAUUUUCCAUUUAUCUUAACGGAGCCAACGCUGAAGCCAGUAGGAAGCAGCCAAAGAGCAACAAGCAAAAGUGUGUGACCUCCGCGUCGGCCUGGAGACCCGCAAGCACAGCAGAUGUCCGCCAGUUAACUGGAGACGGCCGCGAUCCGGAGCAGACCCACGGGAAGCGGAGCCACACUGCCCCCGGAAAGGCCCGGAGGAAAGAAUGGGUGCAGGACUCUGUCAGAAUUUGCACCGAGGAAGGACCAAGGUUGCACAUCUGUCCAGAAAAGCGCUACUCUGAGGAUUUUGAGCCAUACGAGAGCGUAGACAUGGAGACCUCCGGUCCGCGCUCGCCUCGCGGUUCCUGCAGAGCUUCGCACUCCUUCGGCUCCAGGCACGAGAGCCAAGGGGGCCAAGCAAAUCCGGAGCACAACGAGAAGGUGCUCCUCAACCUGGAAGAAGUGAAGGUUCUGCGUCGGAGCCUGGAGGUCAGCAUGCGUCGCAGCAACCGCGGCUCGGCCGGCGAGGAGUCGGACGAGGAGUGGGUGGAGGAGCAGAUCGAGAGGGAGGAGAGCGCCGAGAGCCUGGACGAACUGGGGCUGCCUCUCCCGGCCUCCAAGUCCUCCUCCAACCCUCCGCCCGGCGCCGCCCGCAGCCAUUUUGACUCCUCAAACCUCAUCGUGCUGGACUUUGGACCCUCGACUAAAGGUCGUAAGAUUGAACGCUCUCUGUCUGCAAAGAGGAAGGAACACUCUGACACCUUCGUACCCAGCAAGCCGAUGUUGGUGAAGAGCAAAACGUUGGAUCGGCCACCUUCCAAAGAAAGCUGGGAAGGUCCGAGGCCACGGAGUCGGGCGGAGAGGCCCCUGUCGGCCGCCCGGAAGGCCCCUGCUGAGGAGCGCGACCCGGAGGAGACGGCGUGCAGCGUGCGCCAAGCCGUCCAGAGGGAGAACGAGUCCGUGCAGACCGCUGAGCUCUGCAACCGCAACACGGCCAGAGGACACCAGAUGAUGAAUGGCUUACUGCACCACAACAAUGAGAGCAGAGUCACUGCGGCCAUGCAGAGGAUUACGCUUAUGGGCCCCGGGCAACAACAGAAGCUGCUGAAGGCCUUGGAGGAGCUCGAAGCAGCGCCGAGCUACAGCAUCUCCCGGGGCGUCCGAGCCGACCGCAGCGAGCAGCCGACCAGGCUGUCGUCGGCCGAGGUCACCCCCGCGCUGUAUGUUACCAUGGAGAUCCUGUCCAACUGGGGGAACGCGCUGCAGGUCGGGCUCACUGAGUUGCAGUUCUUUUGCCUCGGAAACAAGAAGCUGUUCGUGUCCCCUCACGACCUCGACAUCAGGAACGCCGACUGCCCCGGGAACCUGGGGGCCCUCGUCAACGGAAGGGUGAAGACCACCAAAGAGCGCCACAUGUGGACGUGUCCGUUCCACCCGCCCGUCCAGCUCUACUUCAUCAUCAGGAACACCGAGCGCGCCCCAGACUUCGGGAUAUCUCGCAUAAGAAUCUGGAACUACAACAGAAGCCUCGAUGAUCUAGACAUUGGUGCACGGCGUGUAAAGCUCUACCUUAACAGCACCGCGGUGUUUGAAGGGCAGCUGGAGAAGGGCUGCGGCAACCAGGUCUUUGACUACAGCACCACAAUCGACCUGCAGGGUUUCCAUUGGUUCUCCAGCCCCGUGUCUUCGGGACACAAUCUAGGGGGGACGAGCCCCCAGCACCACGAGGACCCGGCUGUGGAGGGUGGCGGCACCCAGCACCACCACAGUUGGAGUCGUCAGCCGUCAGACGCAGGCCGGGCCAUGAUGGACAUGCAGGAGAAACCACACCCACUGCUCCCCCCCAUCACUCCUUCCCCAGCGGGGGUUUCCUCCUCCUCCACCCAGAGAAACUCCUUCGACCUGUCCGUCUUAGAGGAGCCCCUCCGUCUCCGGCAGCAGGCGGAGCAGCCCGCACCCAUGGAGCAGACGGUCACCACCCAGCCGUCGUCCUCCCGCGUGGCCCCCCAGUGGCUGCAGCCGCUGACCCGAGGGGCUCCAGAGGGAUGCGAGGCCAGCAGGGAGAGGCCCCGAUGGCUGGUGCCUCAGCACUCUGCGGAGCCCAGGUCCUCCUCCUCCUCUUCAUCAUCGUCGUCGUCGAUGCUGCCGGAGCUGCCGUGCAACCCGGGCCGAGUGUGCAGGGUGAUCGAAAGGACGGCGAACGGGGGUCAGUGGAAGGCGGACUCUUUGGACCUGAGCGGCGAGCUGCUGGAGCUCGGCGAGCAGAAGCCAGAGCGGCCCGUCAGCGGACGGAGGAGCUCGUUCCGAAGCUGUGGCGCGGAGGAGCAGCAGCACGGCGCUUCUGUUGUUUCAAACACCGGUAGGAAGCCGUUAAACUCAACGUCAUCGUCUCCUAAAAGGAUUUUACUAUUGAACUUUAUUAGUAACCGGAAGACUUUACGCCCCGAUUCUUCACCCAAACAGCUUUUAGCUAAAGAGGAGCCGAUGUCCCUGGUGAACCCGAGCAGGAGGCAGUGCCCCCCCCUGGGCCGGCUGCACAGCCAACAGGACGACACCCUCAUGGAGUCCUGGGACUCUCUCACUAAAUUCAACCAAUUCCAGCGCGGACGCAUCUCCAACAUGGGCUUCGAAGGAGACAUCUUUGACGAGUUCCUCCAGCGGCAGGGCCGCGCUCCGCCGUCAGCCCCGGGCAGCGCCUCCACGGCCCCCGGGGGCCCGCACGGCCCCGUCCCCGCUCGGGCGCCGUCGUACGGAGGCCCCGACGACGAUCCGUCCGCGGAGCGCGAGGACGAGUUUGAGAUCCCGGUGCUGCCGCGCGGCCAAAGGCUGGUCCUCAACAUCCUGUCCACCUGGGGCGAUCGCCACUACGUGGGCCUCAACAGCCUGGAGGUGUUCAGCGCCAGCGGCGAGCCGCUGAGGCCCGCCCACAUCCGCGCCGACCCCCCGGACAUCAACAUUCUCCCCGCCUACGACAAAGACCCGCGCGUGGUCACCAACCUGAUUGACGGCGUAAACCGCACCCAGGACGACAUGCAUCUGUGGCUGGCGCCGUUCACCCCCGGGCGGAGCCACGCCGUCUUCCUGGACUUCGGAGCGCCGUUCCAGGUGGCCAUGAUCCGCGUGUGGAACUACAACAAGUCACGCAUUCACUCCUUCCGGGGGGUGAGGGAGGUGGAGAUGCUGCUGGACGGCCGGUGCAUCUUCAGGGGCGAGAUCGCCAAGGCCUCUGGGACCCUGUCCGGAGAGUUGGACCAGUUCGGCGACACCAUCCUGUUCACCACCGACGAUGAGAUUCUGGAGGCCAUGUCUCGCUACGACGAAACCUUCCUCGGCGAAGGGGAGGGUCCCGAGGGCCGGGCGGCGGAGGAGGAGCUGCAGAGGCCGCGCACCGCUGACGGAGAGGGGGAGGAGAGACCCUUCACACAGGCCGGCUUCCGAGACGAAGACCUCAAAUUAAAACUCCACCUCCACCCCGCUGCGAGUCCUCAGGAGGAGAACGUGGAGCUCAUUCCUGGGACCUUCACCGGAGAGCGCCUCAGACUGCAGCUGCUGUUCACUUGGGGCGACUCCCACUACAUGGGCCUGACGGGGUUGGAGGUGGUGGGGAAGGAUGGAGAGAGUUUGCCUUUAGACCUCAGCAUGAUGGCGGCCUCCCCGCGGGACCUCAACGACCUGCCGGACUACGAGGACGACGUGCGCACGCUCGAUAAGCUCAUAAAUGGCCACAAUAUCACCACCGAUGACCAGAACAUGUGGCUGAUCCCGUUCUCCUACGGAGAGCCACACACCUUGAGCGUGACGUUCCCCGAGGCCCAGACGGUGGCUGGUCUCCGUAUCUGGAACUACAACAAGUCCCCCGAGGACUCGUACAGAGGGGUGAAGGUGAUCCAUGUCUUCAUGGACGAUGCUGCCAUCUCCCCAGCGGAGGGAUUCUUGAUCAGGAAAGGACCGGGCAACUGUCACUUUGACUUCGCUCAGGAGAUCCUCUUCAUCGACUUCCUCCAGACGGCCAGCGACAACAGGAGUGCAGAGAACUUCCACAGAGGACGCGCUACGAAACCAGAAGAGGCCAGCAUGGACUAUGAAGCUCCCAUCAUGCCUUGCGGCUUCAUCUUUCAGCUGCAGCUGUUAACAACCUGGGGAGACCCGUACUACAUCGGCCUCAACGGCCUGGAGUUCUACGACCAAAACCACGAGCAGAUCGGCCUCAGCGACAACAACAUCGCUGCUUUUCCGGACAGCGUGAACGUGCUGGACAACGUGAGCGGCGACGUGAGGACUCCGGAUAAGUUGAUAGACGGAGUGAACUGCACCUACGAUGGGCGCUGCAUGUGGUUGUCCCCGGUGCUCCCCGGGCUGGUGAACCGCGUGUACGUCAUCUUCGACCAGCCGGUGACGGUGUCCAUGAUCAAGCUGUGGAACUACUCCAAGACGCCACAAAGGGGGGUGAAGGAGUUCGGGCUGCUGGUGGACGACCUCCUGGUGUACAACGGCGUGCUGGACUGCGUGAGCCACGUGGCGCGCGGCAUCCUGCCCACCUGUGAUGCAACGGUGCCGUACCACACCGUCCUGUUCACAGACAACGCCUACGUCGCCCACCGGGAGAGGAACACCGUCAUCAGCCCCCGUGGCAGCCGACACUACCACCACCACAACUAUGUGGAGGACCAGGAUGUGAAGAUGACCAACGAGAAUCAGAUCGUCCAUCACAACCAGAAGAAGACGCAGCAGCAGGCAGCCGAUCCAGCUCUUCGGCCGAAAACCUGCAUGACCGAGGGGGGGAAACACGGAAAGAGGAGGUACUGACAGAGUCGGGUACUAAGACACAAGUGUUGGAGCCGCUCGCUCGCACACACGCACACACACACACACACACACACACACACACACAGGACUCCACUUUAUGGCUGGGCCGCUCCCCUCCCACCCGGGCCCGUUCUCCUGGACGUGUACCAGUGGUCCCUCCCACAGUGCCCUGAUAACCCUGCGAGGCUGCAUUUUAUCAGUCUUUUCUUGUGCCUCGUACGUAACACUAUAUAUGUGGCUGCUAAUGUGACUUCUGUGCUGCAUAUUUAAAUGCUGCUUGUGGCGUGAAAAUACUCAUGGGGGGGAAAAGAAAAAAAAAAAAACAAACGAAAAAGGUUCCCAGGCUACACGGAUACGUUCUCACAUCAGGUUAAUCAGACAAGCGGCUCUUUGCCCACUGGGAACCAGUCCCUCCAGUACACCAAUCGUAAUGCUAUGCAGACACUAUUUAUAUCGGGUGGUGAUUUAUAUCUGUGGGCUGAUGUAUUUACAAGCAACGGUUUCACUUGGCAAAGUGCUUUUCGCCCUUUUCAAAGGUUUAUAUAUCGAGGGGGCGUAAGUGGUCAAAGUUGAAAAAAAAAGUCUGAUUUUUUUUUUUUUUUUGUACACUCAAACCUGAAGCAGCACGAAGCUUCACACUCUUGAAUCUUGAAAUAUACAUUUGGCUUCACAAAUUGGGUCAGUCUAUUCUUUUCUGCUUAUCAUCAGGUAGAAGAAAAAAAAAAAGGUGGCAAUCCAAGUGACCUUUUAUCAAAGUUGCUAUAAAGGUUUUAUUAAACAUUUCAUGAGCCAGUAAAGCUGUUUGAGAGAUUUGGUUAGAAAUAGAAAGAAAAUAUCUACAUUUGCCAAAUUAGAUUUUGAGUAUAUUCAUUAACAGGCAACUUCUAAUAUGCAAACACUAUAAUCUUACCUCAAAAUGAGAAGUUUGAUCUUUAAAAGGGAUUCAUCUGAUUCUACGUCACUAUAUUACUUGGUAGUCGAUGUCGUAUUAUUCACUCAUUCAAUAUUUACUAACUUGUUGCAUGGGAAGCUUAGCUGUUCAUCUUAAAUUGUUCGAUAUGUUGAGUUCUUACUGCUUCAUUGAGCCCCGAUAUGUUUCACACCAAUUACUCCAAUUAUGAGUGAUUGUAAAUGAAAUGCAGUUUCCUGUAUUUAAUUUCAGCGUGUCCCAGUGGUCAUUAUACUUUUAUUAUUAUUAUUAUUAUUAUUACUACUCAGUCCUGCCCUGUAGGGCGGUGGCUCUAUUUUAUGUGUGACACCUAUUUUGAAAUAUUUAUUUUUCUAAUCGUUAUUGAAUAUGUAUAUUUGAUGUAGCCUUAUUUGAAAUGAAUAAAAAUACUAAAGAAACACUC